AUGACACCUUCGACCAAAACCCCAAAAACCUCUCCUUCGAGCCGCCGCAUCCGCGCUGGAAAUCUUGAUCCCGCCACUUUCGCUUCCUUCGGACAAGUGAUCCAGAACCCGGAGACUCAUGCAGGCGAGCCAAAACUGGAGAAAGCGAUAGCGAACCAAGGCACCGCGACGAAAUGGCUGGGCGUCACGCAGAUGCGGAACUGGUAUGAGCGGGCGCGGAGCGGGAGAGUGGGUAGUGCGGUGGUGAAUAUGUUUGUUUGUUCGCCGAGGAGUCUACAAAAUGUUGGGGUGGAUGAGGGGGGCGAGGGAAUGGUGUUCGAUGUGCGGAUUCUGGAGCGGCAUCCUUUUACGCCGCAGACGUUUGUGCCGCUGGGUUUGGGGAGGGAGGAUGUAAAGACAUGUUAUCUGGUGAUCGUUGCGCCGACACUGCCGCGUUCGAGGCCGAGUGGCGAUGGGAAGAGAGAGCCGCCCUAUCCGACUCAGACUCCUACGAAGCCGAAGCGGAGUUUGAAGGAUAUGUUGUUGGGUGCACGACCGAGUCCGUUCACGAAUGAGCAGGUUUCUACCACUACGCCUCCAGAUUCUGGGCCUGAUGAGAUGCACCAGCCCAAAGGCAACGGCCCGCCUGAUCUCGACAAUAUCCAAGCGUUUAUUGCACGGGGUGACCAAGCUGUGACCUACGGGCCAGGGACAUGGCACGCGCCUAUGGUGGUCCUUGGUGAGAAGCCAAUCGAAUUCGUGGUGGUGCAGUACGCGAACGGCGUUGCGGACGAGGACUGUCAAGAGUUUCCUAUCAAGGAGGGUUUGAUCAGUGUGGAUGUCGGCGGUGAGGCGGGAGAGAAGGUGAAGGCUCGCUUGUAA
Saxophila tyrrhenica is the source of this 861-nucleotide messenger RNA. RefSeq lists its product as uncharacterized. Gene Ontology annotation, molecular function: ureidoglycolate hydrolase activity; ureidoglycolate lyase activity. Gene Ontology annotation, biological process: allantoin catabolic process. The transcript has a single exon. The coding region runs from base 1 to 861 and encodes 286 amino acids. The record is from RefSeq and is a predicted model, not a curated record. Lineage: Eukaryota; Fungi; Ascomycota; Dothideomycetes; Mycosphaerellales; Extremaceae.